Messenger RNA from Eremothecium gossypii ATCC 10895, 2637 nucleotides. RefSeq names its product chromatin-binding protein CTF4 (gene CTF4). Gene Ontology annotation, molecular function: protein binding; chromatin binding. Gene Ontology annotation, biological process: DNA-templated DNA replication; DNA repair; mitotic cell cycle. The record is from RefSeq and is marked provisional. Lineage: Eukaryota; Fungi; Ascomycota; Saccharomycetes; Saccharomycetales; Saccharomycetaceae. The coding region runs from base 1 to 2637 and encodes 878 amino acids. Gene Ontology annotation, cellular component: nuclear replication fork. The transcript has a single exon.
AUGCCGGAGAUUAUCGAUAAGCUCGUAUUUGCGUCAGGUGGGAAGACGUUGGUAACCUAUCAAAACGACAGGGACACUCUGUUUGCGGUGAACAAGAACCAGCUAACCAAAAUCCUGCAACUCGAUAAGCCAGAAGACGAACCGGAGAUUCUAAGUACAUGCAAUGAGCCUACUUCGAUCCACCUGUGCUCCGACAGACGUCUUCUCGUGACAUCUGCGAAUGGAGACGUCCAUCUGUACUCUGCAAAUGGGAAAGAUGACCUUCUCUUCAGAUCGCCGCUGCCAAUACGCGAUUGUGCUGCCAUACAUGAUGAAACCAUGUGCGUGGUAGGAGGGGACGACCUAGAACUGACGUUCAUUGAGCUAAAGACUGCGGGCAAUAAAGAGACGCUGAAGUUGGACGAACAAGUAUCACAGCUGUCAUAUAGCCCUCAUAUGAAUAUAUUGGCUGUUACUCUUGUUAAUGGGAACGUCCACUUUUAUUCGCUGACAUCUGCCACGCCAAAUGAAGUCAAGAAGCUGGAGGACUAUGCUGUUUCAAACUUUUACAGCGAUUCCUCCGAUACGGCGUCGCAGACGGAUGGUGUCCAGUACUGCGAUGAGAACAGGAUUUGCACCCGUGUUGCAUGGCAUCCGCGUGGAUUGCAUUUUGCCAUUCCUUGUAAAGACUACACUGUGAAGAUAUUCAAUCUCAGUGACUUUUCGAUAUCGAAGACUCUGGCUUCUGGGAGCACGUCACAUUUUACCAACCUAUCAUUUGAUCCUUUCCAGGGCCGUUAUGUUGCAGCUGUCGAUUUAAGUAAUAAUCUGCUAGUCUGGGAGCUCAGUAGUGGUCAGAUUUCUUAUUCAAAACGGUUAGACUACAAGGUUUCCAAUGUAUGCUGGAAACUCGACGGCGACAGCAUGCAUUUAUUAUUAGGAACAUGGGAUGGUGAGCUACUGACAGUCAAAGACAUUGGUCAAUACGACAGAACAGCUGGUAAGCUUGCAGCAGACAAUGCUUCUGCACAGACAAAGAAGCCGAAAAACGCGUUAUUUCUGGAUUCUGAUGAUGAAAACGAUAGCGAUGUCUCACCUGCGUCGCCGACGUUGAUUGGAGAACAGGGACGUAAUACUAUAUCAGCAGAUAUCCCAACAGAUACAGAGCAUGGAGAUGAAAAUGAGAAAGGGGCUUACAACUACGAAGAUGAUGAGCAGUUCAUCGAUGAUGACGACAAUGCUGGAUAUGUUCCCAUCAAGCGGAAAAGUGCAUACGUACCAUCUCUGGUAUCCAAUUCGAAGCGGCCAAGGAUCGCCGAUUCGGGCCCAGUGUUCCGCUAUAAGCCAAUUUCACCUGGGGGUACGCCCUUUGGCUCCAGUGACAAACGGUACCUGACAAUGAAUGGUAUAGGUUACGUCUGGACUGUCCGCGGGACUGAAGGACAGUAUAGUGUCACAGUAUCAUUCUUUGAUGUCGGCAGGUAUAGAGAAUACCACUUCGAAGACUUAUUUGGUUACGAUCUUUGUUCCCUAACAGAUGAGGGCACUUUUUUCGGACAAAGUAAAACAGGAGAGCUGCUAUACAGGGUCCACAGUUUUAAUGGGACUAAAUGGACUAAGAGAAUUCCGCUUGCUCCUUCUGAAAUCAUCACAGGCAUUGCUUCCACGGGUAAGAAGCUGGUGGUGGCCACCUCGCUGGGAUAUAUUAGAACAUUUAACGAACAUGGACUUCCUCUAGCGCUGGAGAAGAUGACCCCCAUUGUAGCGUUGGCUGCUCAGGAACAUAAAAUAUUUGCCGUUCAUUAUUCUAUCUACCAUGGACUUUCUUAUUCCCUGUUUGAACAAAACCCAGAAACAGGAAGCAAGUAUUACCAACGGGAAUGUUCGUUGCCGCUCACGCUUCCAUUGUUCGGCCCUGAAAACAAGUACAUCAGCACAGGCGACACAUUUAAUGACUUCAAUCCCAUUGGCAUCAAGUCUUUGUUUUUUUCUACCUUUGGAGAUCCAUGUAUCUUUGGGUCUGACAACGUCUUGCUGGUGCUGUGUAAAUGGAGAAACUCUAUGGAAAGCAGAUGGGUCCCCAUAGUUGACAGUAAUCUAGAGAUCUGGAAACUUUCUGGUGGUAAACAGCCAGAAGACAUUCAUGUCUGGCCACUCGGCCUGAACUAUGACAUGUUAAAUUACAUUCUAAUCAAAGGCAAGAAUCUGUGGCCCGGCUUCCCCUUGCCGCUGCCUUCAGAAAUGGAAAUCAGGCUUCCACUUCUCGAUAAAACGCAGGUGCUGAAAAACGACACAUCUCCCGACGAAGAAGUGGUGAUCCCUCCCGCACUAGCAGCAGAAGAGGAAUUCCUCCGCUCUCAGGUCCUUGCAGGACUCCUUGCAGAUACACUAAAGUAUGAUGGAGAGUUUUUUGGGAAUGAGAAUGAGAUACUGGCGAACUUGAAUGGGGUUCGUGACAAAUCGUUGCUACGCCUCUUUGCCUCCGCUUGUUCAGACCACAACACCGAGAAGGCGCUAUCACUGGUGAAGGAAUUGAAGCAAGAUAAAGCAUUGAAUGCCGCUCAAAAAAUAGCAGAACGCGCUGAAUUAUUAAGACUGGUAAGCAGCAUCAACGACAUCAGAAACUCUCGUUUCGAGUCAGAAUUGAACAACUUAUAG